Lodderomyces elongisporus is the source of this 2223-nucleotide messenger RNA. RefSeq lists its product as uncharacterized. The record is from RefSeq and is a predicted model, not a curated record. Gene Ontology annotation, molecular function: protein binding. The coding region runs from base 1 to 2223 and encodes 740 amino acids. The transcript has a single exon. NCBI's taxonomy places the organism in Eukaryota, Fungi, Ascomycota, Pichiomycetes, Serinales, Debaryomycetaceae.
AUGGCCGAAGCUGAAUUACAAGCUCCUAUUUUGAGGCCACUGUCGCCACCAAUGAGAACCACACCACCAGCAAAGCUACUCAAAACAAAUGGCCCGGUUAUUCCUACAUGCAGUACAAGAUCAACAAUUGUUGCCUGUUCUGGGACACCUUAUUUUUUCCUUUACGGGGGAUUUGACGAAAGAGAAAAUUUGGAUUCAAAUGUGUAUUUAUUAAACACUGAGACUAUGCAAUGGGAAGUUGAUGAUAAAGUAGACACUCUUUACCGUGAAGGACACCUGGCUGCAUACAUUGGCAAUGGAAAUGUUUUGGUUUUUGGCGGUAUUCCUUUUGAGGAUGAUAUUCCCAGUGCACACAGAGUGGGGCGAAACAACAGUAGCCGUUUAAGUGGAAGUACUAGCCGCAAUGGAAACGGUAACGGAAAUGACAAUGGAAAUGAGAGCGAAAGUGUAAAUCUAAAUGAAAAUGGAAAUGUAAUAAUUAGUGAAACAAGUUUCAACGUGGCAGGCUCAACAGCAUUACAAGACUUUCGAAACGAUUCAUUAAUGAUGAUUUACAACGUUUUUGAUAGGAAAUGGACUGGCGCACCAGAAUUUGCAUUGCAAAAUGCACCAACACAGCGUUCGAGACAUGCAUGCUGCUUAAGCCCAGAUGGAACCAAGAUGUAUAUUAGCGGUGGACAAUACAAAUCGCAAACUUUUAACGACUUGUAUUGUUACGAUUUGUCAACUGGUGUGUGGACUGGCCCCAUCGAAUUUGUUACUAGGUUUAGCCACACAAUAAUGUGCUCUGGUGAUCGAAUAUUUAGCUUUGGGGGAUUGGGCAAGGAGAUGAACAGAGUGAAUGCAAUUAUAUAUCUUUCCUUGAAAGAUCAAAGUAUAGGAGAAAUGUCUGUAUCCAAUUUCCCUACGUAUAACCCAGAUGGAUUUUUGCACACUUUGGAAAUAUUGGAGUACAGGGCACAAACAUCAUUGGCGAUCCUGGUUUUGCUUCCAACGGAAAUUGCUCGGCACCGCAGAGUUACCUUGAGAAGCUUCAAUUUAUGCGAUUUUGAGACAAAUGUUUUUUUAAAUAAUGAAAGUGAUAGAAUCUUUUUACAAGAUCCCGAGCAAAGAGAUAAAGAAUAUGUUUGGUAUCACCUUUUGGUAGACAAUCAAGGAUAUUUAAACUUGUUGGGCAACGAACUCCAUGAAUACCCCAUGGAUGAGGAAUCCAUGACAGGUUUAACUGACCGAAUAGAUCCGCAGACAUGGAAACUAAAUCUCUUAUUGAGAAUAAAUUUGAGUGCUUUUGGGUUGAAAAAAGGCAAAGAGAAAUAUGGUUUAAACGAUCGAGAGGCUGAUAAACUCUCCUCUGAUUUCAAACUGAUAUUGGGGACGAGCGAGUUUUCAGAUUUCCAGAUUGAGACCGUGAUUACGGAACAGGAUCGGUCAAAUUUUGAGCUUCAACAACCGUAUCAAACGAAAUCUAUACCCGUGCACAAGGCUAUCUUGGCAGCACGUUGGCCGCAUUUCAAUAGAAUGAUAUCUUCCGGAAUGGCUGAAACAGUUACAAAUAAAGUGUUGAUUCCAGAACCGUACCACAGAGUAAUGGCAAUCAUCAGUUACUUAUAUGUCGGAUAUGUCGAUGAAGAUGGUAUCCGAAAUAAUGGCCACAGCCUUGAAUUACACGAUUAUGCGAGCUUAGUGGGGUUGGCAAACUUGUACGAACUUCAAGAUUUAAAAGUAAUGAUUAUACAGAAAGUAUUUGUGUUACUAAAGCAACUUGCAUUACAGCUUCACCAGGGUAGUACAGGUUCUAUAGCUACUUUACUACUGGUUUGGAAAGAUAUUUCAUUGGCAAAUGAACCACUUCUUCUCUCCAAGAUAAUGUAUUUGGUGCGGCAAUACUGGGCUGCAAUUACUAGGUCGCAAGCAUUCACUAAUGAAUUAUCGAGGGAGCAAAUUGUCAAAUUAUGUCAAGAUUUUUCAGACUACCAUCCGGAUGGAUUCAAAAGGCAGGAUGAAGUUCAAGCAAGUUCUAUAUUCUCUACUCUCCUAGAAGUCGAAAGUCUGAGUAGAAAUUCAAGAAAUUCGAGAACUUCAAGAGCUUCUAGAAAUUCAAGGAACUCAACUGAUUCAUUGGGAUUAACACCGUCACCCGGAACGCCUGCACCACGAACACAUUCGCCAUUUGUUUUUAAUUCUCCUGCUUUUGACUCUUCUCAUAUAUCAUCAAACUUGUGA